AUGGAUCAAUUGCAACAAAAUCUUCGAAGAUGUUUGGAUGGGAAGAGAUUCAUACUUGUCUUAGAUGAUGUGUGGAGUGAAAAUUGCGAGUGGAUUGAGUUGGAAGACUUGUUAAUGGGUGGUGAAAAGGGAAGCAAAAUUAUAGUGACUACGCGAAGUGAAAAGGUUGCAUUGAUAAUGGGAGUCACUUCUCUGUACCACUUGAAAGGUUUGUCUGAAGAUGAUUCUUGGUCAUUGUUUAAGCAGCUAGCCUUUAGAAGAAGACAAUUAGCUGAAAACCCAAGCCUAGUAACAAUUGGGAAGGAAAUCUUGAAAAACUGUGCAGGAGUCCCUCUAGCCAUAAGGACAGUCAGAAACCUCUUGUACCUAAAAGACACAGAAAUUGAGUGGUUGAUUGUGAAAGAAAAGCUUUGGGAAAUAGAUCAAGAUGAAAACCAUAUUUUACCAACGUUGAAGGUUAGUUAUGACUACUUGGCUUCCCAUUUAAAGCCAUGUUUUGCCUAUUGCUCCCUUUUCCCCAAAAGCUGCCACAUAGAGAAGGAGACAUUGAUUAAAUUGUGGAUGGCUCAAUGGUUCGUUCACUCAUCAGGCAAAGACCAUGAUUUUGAGGAUAUUGCCGAUGAAUAUUUCAAGGAUUUGUUGUUUAGGUCCUUCUUUCGAGAUGUAGAUGAAGAUGAAAAUGGGUAUAAAAGUUUCAAAAUGCAUGAUCUCAUCCAUGAUCUUGCACAAUUAGUGGCGGGGACGGAGUAUUUUCUUGUGAAUACUAGUGUAGAAAAUAUGUCUGAAAGAACAUAUCAUGUGGCAUUUGAUUCCACUUCAUGUUCGUCAUCAUCGUGGGAAGUUCCAGCAUCCAUGCUCAAUGCAAGGAAGAUUCGCACAUUCUUUUUGCCUGGUAAACAAGGUCCAGGAAAGAGAGCAACUCAAGAUGCACUAAUUUCAAGUUUUACAUGCUUGCGUACAUUGGACUUGCAUUAUUCAGGAAUUGAGAAUGUUCCCAGUUUUGUAGGCAAACUUAAGAAUCUAAGAUAUCUAGAUCUCUCUAGGAAUUGGCUACACUUCCAAAAUCUAUAUGCAAGCUGCAGAACUUGCAGACACUUAAACUCUCCAAUUGUUAUGAGUUAA
Molecule: messenger RNA, 1122 nt
Organism: Camellia sinensis
Lineage: Eukaryota; Viridiplantae; Streptophyta; Magnoliopsida; Ericales; Theaceae
Source: RefSeq, a predicted model, not a curated record